AUGGGAUGUGAAGAAGCGGUGCUGUAUAGUUAUGGUUUUGCAACCAUAGCUAGUGCUAUCCCUGCUUAUGCUAAGAGAGGCGAUAUAAUAUUCGUCGACAAAGGCGUCAACUUUGCCAUUCAAAAAGGACUUCAGGCAUCUCGCAGUCGUAUCGAAUGGUUUGAUCACAAUGAUGUCGAUGAUUUAGAACGGCUGUUGAAAGAGCAAGAAGCCAAGGACAAAAAGGACCCGAAAAAAGCAGCUGCAAUCCGUCGUUUCAUUGUGGUUGAGGGCUUGUAUGCUAAUACCGCAGAUCUCUGUCCACUGCCUCGUAUAAUGGAAUUGAAAUGGAAAUACAAGGUGAGAUUUAUUUCCCGCACAGCUCACUUUUAG
Cooperia oncophora is the source of this 372-nucleotide messenger RNA. NCBI's taxonomy places the organism in Eukaryota, Metazoa, Nematoda, Chromadorea, Rhabditida, Trichostrongylidae. The record is from the annotation of a GenBank genome assembly.